AUGGAGGACCGGAGAAACCCCUUUUGUUGUUAUGGAUGGGGAGGGCUCUUGGCCCUGAUAAUUGGUGGAUUCACCCUUGGGUACGGAUUCUCCCGAAAGAAUUUCUCAGCCCAUAGCAAGGGUCUCAUCAUCGCCGGAGGCGUCGCCAUCGGGGUCUUAUUUCUGGGCAUCAUCACCUGCAUUGUGGCCAGCUGGCGACGCAAGAGGCAGGCCGCAUUUGACGAAGAAGACCUUGUCUCAUCUGCGCCGAUGCGACGCCAGCCAAGCCAUGAGCCACCCAUGGUCGCCAACCCCCACAACCUACAUGGCGGUACGGGUACGGAUUCACAACGACUGGCAAACCAGCAGAGUGAUUCACAGCAAAAUGGCGUUGACGGCCUGCCCGAGAAGCCGCCGCCUGCAUAUUCGGAAUACCCCGAUGAUCGAGUCUACCGUGAUCAAAACCCAACGAGCCUGCUCAAUGUCUGA
This is a messenger RNA of Diaporthe citri, 468 nucleotides long. RefSeq lists its product as uncharacterized. Lineage: Eukaryota; Fungi; Ascomycota; Sordariomycetes; Diaporthales; Diaporthaceae. The coding region runs from base 1 to 468 and encodes 155 amino acids. The transcript has a single exon. The record is from RefSeq and is a predicted model, not a curated record.